CUUUAGACUGUAGCAAUUACUGACCCUUAGGAGAUUUUUUUCCCACAAGGGUGUGUUUAGAAAACCCAACGGCAAAAUGAAAGUUACAGCCCAUAAUGGGUGUGUGGUCCUUGCUAUGUGCUGCAAAAUCCCUCAGUGAAAGUCCUGAGAUUCCAAGGAGGUACCAAUUUCUGACCAUCGACACGCGGCACAGCUCUCUAGGGAGACAUCCCAAAGCAGUCAGGUUGAUCCAGAAGAUUAUGGCCGCCACUGACCUGUACACCAAGGGGGCGUGCGUCUGGUUACCGGACCCAGAUGCAGUGUGGAUUUCUGGCCAACUUCUACAGGACCUCCAGCUGGAAGCCGGACACCUCCUGCUGCAGCUCAGUGACGGCAGGGAAGUGCGGCAUUCUGUGGCAUCGCCAUCUGAUCUCCCUCCGCUGGGUAACCCUGAAAUCCUGGAGGGGGAGAAUGACCUCACCUGCCUCAGCUUCCUCCAUGAACCGGCUGUAUUGCACAACCUGCGCGUGCGGUUCCUUGACUACAACAACAUCUACACCUAUUGUGGAAUUGUCCUGGUGGCCAUCAAUCCCUAUGAGCAGCUUCCCAUUUAUGGCGAGGAGGUGAUCGACGCCUACAGUGGCCAGGAUAUAGCCGGCAUGGAGCCGCAUAUCUUCUCUGUGGCUGAGGAAGCGUACAGGGCCAUGAUCAGAGAAAAGAAGAACCAGUCCAUUAUAAUCAGUGGGGAAUCUGGCUCUGGGAAGACAGUUUCGGCGAAGUUCACCAUGCGCUACUUUGCCGUGGUGGGGGGCGCAGCCCAGCAGACCAGUGUGGAGGAGAAGGUCCUGGCUUCCAACCCCAUUAUGGAGGCCAUUGGAAAUGCCAAGACUACCCGUAAUGACAACAGCAGCCGUUUCGGAAAGUACAUCGAGAUUGGUUUUGGAAACCAUGGGGACAUUAUUGGGGCAAACAUGAGGACCUACCUUUUGGAGAAAUCCAGAGUUGUCUUCCAGGCCCAAGAGGAGAGGAAUUACCACAUCUUCUACCAGCUGUGUGCAGCCAGGAAGUUCCCAGAGAUGAGAACGCUGAAACUGGAGGCAGCUGAAUGCUUCCGCUACACAAAUCAAGGAGGGAGCACUCAGAUUCCGGGCACAGACGACCUCGCUGACCUUGAGCGGGUUCGCAACGCGCUCGCCGUUCUGGGUAUUCGCUCUGACCAACAGAUGGAGGUAUUUCGAAUUCUGUCCGCCGUCCUGCAUUUAGGAAACAUCAGCAUCCAAGCCAGCGGGAGAGGCGGCGAUCGAAGCUACGUCAAUGCUGAGGACCCUUCUUUGCUCGCGUUCUGUAAGCUGCUGGGGGUAGACCGCGCUCAGAUGGCUCACUGGCUGUGCAACCGGCGGCUCGCUGUGGGCGGGGAGAUGUUGGUGAAGCCCAUGUCGGGUCAGCAGGCCGGAGACGCGCGAGAUGCCCUGGCCAAGCAUGUGUAUGGGCAGCUGUUCUCCUGGACCGUCAGUCGGCUAAAUGUGGCUCUACGGGCAAAAAAAGAGAAGCCCGAUUCGUUCAUCGGUGUCCUCGACAUCUACGGGUUUGAGACGUUCGCCAGGAACAGCUUUGAGCAGUUCUGCAUAAACUAUGCUAAUGAGAAACUGCAGCAGCAGUUCAACCUGCACGUCUUCCAGCUGGAGCAGGAGGAAUAUGAGAGGGAGGGGCUUCCCUGGAGCAGAAUCGAGUUCAGUGACAACCAGCCGUGUAUCACUCUGAUCGAGGGGACCCUAGGGCUUCUGGAUCUGUUGGAUGAGGAGUGUAGGAUGCCCAAAGGCUCGGAUGAAAACUGGGCUCGGAAGCUGUACGAUCAGCACCAGAACCACAGCCCACACUUUGGCAAGCCGCGAAUGUCCAACUUGGCUUUCAUCAUCUUUCACUUUGCUGACACGGUUCGGUACGAGUGCGAUGGGUUUUUGGAUAAAAACCGAGAUACGAUAUUUGAAGAACCUAUCAACAUCUUGAGAGCUAGUCAGUCUGAGCUGGUGGCAGAGCUCUUUCUGAAGGAACCAGCAGGGGGAGUUCUCUCCUCCUCGAAACCCAGCGUUCCCAAUGGGAGCCUACACUCUGAAAAGAGGGCUCACAGGGAGCACAAGCAAACAGUAGGGUUCCAGUUCCGUCAGUCCCUGCAGCUUCUGAUGGAGACCCUGAACUCCACAAACCCCCACUAUGUCCGCUGCAUCAAGCCCAACGACCUCAAAGAGCCCUUUGCGUUCGACCCGAAGAGGGCGGUCCAGCAGCUGCGGGCUUGUGGAGUUUUGGAAACCAUACGGAUCAGCGCCGCUGGAUUCCCUUCAAGGUGGACCUAUCUGGAGUUCUUUAGCCGAUACCGCCUCCUAUUCCAUGGGACGGUGGACCAGGAGGAGCUGCGGGCCUCGUGCCAGCAGGCCUUGGCGGCCCUCAUCCCUGACCCGGAUCAGUACUGCUUUGGAAAGACCAAGGUGUUUUUCCGGGCCGGCCAGGUGGCGCUGUUGGAGAGGCUGCGUGCAGAAAGGCUCCGGGAGGCCGGAGUCACCAUCCAGAGCCGGGUCCGCGGGUGGCUGGCCCGGCGCCGCUACCAGAGAACCCGCUGGGCUGCUUUAACCCUGCAGAGAUAUGCCAGGGGAGGCCUGGCCAGGAGGUUGGCACGUACUCUGCGCUGCACUCGCGCCGCCCUGCUCAUCCAGAAGACCUUCCGCAUGGUGGCCGUGAGGAGGAUCUAUCUGCUGAUCCAGGAGGCCACUAUCACCAUCCAGGCCUUCAUCCGUGGCACGCUGGCACGCCGCCAGUACUGGAUGCUGGUGGCCCAGCGGGCGUCAGUGGUCCUCCAGGCGGCAGUGCGAGGCUGGCUGGCUCGCCGUGCGUACAGACGGACUCUGGCGGCCGUGCUGCUGCUGCAGUGCUGUGUGCGUCGCCGCGCUGCCCGGCGGGAAUUGCUGAAGCUGCGGGCAGAGGCUCGCUCCGUGGAGCGCUACCGAGAGCUCAACAAGGGCAUGGAGGUGAAGCUGAUGCAGCUGCAGCUACGAGCCGACCAGCAGGCCCGUGAGACUGCCAUUCUGCGAGAGGCACUGCAUGCAGAGAGGGAGUCCCACACCCUGGAGCGGGCUCGCCUGAAGGGGGCGCUGCUGAAAGUCGAGGCCCAGCUGCGGGAGCAGCCUCCCAAGUCACUGGCGGAAUCCCUGAGGGACGAGGAGGAGAGGCGGAGGGCAGAGGAGAGAUCAGCGCAGGAGGUGUCUCGGCUCACGCAGGAGGUGCAGGGCCUACAGGCGGAGAAGCAAGCUGUGGAGGACAAGUGGGCAGCACUGCGAUCCCGUUUGCUGGACCAGGAAGCACUGCAGGAUGAGCGGGUGGCGCGCUGUGUCGCAGAGGCCAGCGAGGGUCUCCGGGGGGAGCUGGAGGAAGAGAGGGGGCGCUACCAAGGCCUGCUGAAGGAGUUCACCCGGCUGGAGCAGAGAUACGAGAACCUGCGUGAGAUGAGUGUCCUGGCUGAGCGUUCCAGGGGAUGUCAGCGCAGCGAUUCCAGCCAGAGCCUGGUGCUGGAUCUACCAUCGCCGCCGUCCUCCUCGUUGUCCUGCUCCCCAACGUUCCCCGUGGCCGAAGAUGAGCGGCGAGUCAGUGUGACGUCGCCCUCUUGUGAGAGGAGGCUCUGGAGCCACGACCCGUCGCUGGACGCUUUGAUGGGAAGCAUGGAGGUACCUAAGGAUGCAGCAGAGCGGAUUCAGGGGGAGGACCUCAAGCUGGCCUACGACGCUGUUCGUGUGGCCAACAAGUUCCUGGAGGCCCAGCUGAUCUCACAGCGCUCCCAGUGGCGGGAGGAGCUGUCUGCACUCCGGCAGCGGGUAGAAGGUCCCCGGCAGACUCUGGCGCCCCCCGGUGGCCCCUUUCCCGCAGAGCUGCAGGACUUUAUUUCUGCUUUGUUGAGUGAAAAUGCGGAACUGGCAGAGCAUGUGGAUGCUGGACAGCAGGAGUGUCGCAGACUGGGCCGGGAGCUCGGGGACCUGAGACGCACCAGCACUCUGAGGAAAGCGCUGAUGAGGACGGCAUCUGCCGCGGGCUUGCCUUUCGGGCAGGAGGUGCGUCCGCCCCGGUGGAGGGAGCAGGAGGUGACAGGCUUGCUGGAGUGCAGGAAGAGGGACGAAGGGAAGCUGAUCCGGAACCUCAUCACGGACCUGCGAGUGGACUGCGCCCUGUCCCUCCCCCCCGGCCUGCCGGCCAGUGUGCUCUUCCUGUGCUUGCAGCAGGCAGACUGCACCGGGGACCAGGCCCGGGCGAGCUCCCUCUGCAGCGCUGCCAUCAACGGCAUGAAGGGGGCGCUCAAGAAGCACAGCGCUGACGUGGACAUGACAGCCCUCUGGCUGAAGAACAGCUGCCUGCUGGGUGACAUGAUCAGCCAGCACCAUGUGAGCCUCCUGCCCGCUGGCCGCCCUGUCCCCGGAGCCGUGCUGCCGCUGACCUGCGACCUGAGUGAGCAGCAGCGCCUCCUGAGUGACCUGUCCAUACAGACCUACCAGCAGCUCCUCUCCAUCACCGAGGCCCGACUGCAGCCCCUGAUCGUGUCCGCCAUCCUGGAGAGUGAGAUGAUCCCAAGCCUGGCAGCUUCGGGAGGGAAGCCGGUCGGCUCCCGCAAGAGGGCAGGGUCUGACGCCAAGCCCGGCACUGCGGAGCCCAUCACCAUGGCGACGGUGCUGCGGGAGCUGGGUGCGCUGCAUGCGGCGCUGUCCCGCCAGGCACUGCCCCCUGCCCUGCUGGAGCAGGCCUUUCGCCAGCUCCUGCACCUGCUGGCCGCCACCGCCUUUAACAACCUGCUGCUGCGUAAGGACAUGUGCUGCUGGAGCCGGGGCAUGCAGAUCAGGUAUAAUGUGAGCCUCCUGGAGGAAUGGCUUCGGAGCAGAGGGCUGCAGACAGGGGGCGCUAUGGCGUCCUUGGAGCCUCUGAUCCAGGCUGUCCAGCUGCUGCAAGUUAGCAAAAGAUCAGACGCUGACGCACAGGCCCUUGUCCAGACCUGCACUGCUCUCUCCAGCCAGCAGAUUGUGAAGAUUCUGAUGCUGUACACCCCUCACAGCGACAUCGAGGAGAGGGUGACGCUGAAUUUCAUUCGCACAGUGCAGGGCCUUCUGAAGGAGCGGCUCGACGGUCAGACUCGCCAGCUCCUCCUGGACGUCCGCCGCGUCUUCCCCGUCACCUUCCCUCACUCGCCAUCCCCUCUCCUAAGGGCUGACCAGCUGACCAUCCCAGAUUCUCUCAAGAUCUCCUUCCUGCGCAGGGUCUGAGGUGUGACUCAUUCUAGGGAGUCGCUUGGGUCGACAGAAUAAGUGGCCCUAAGGCAGGUUCCUUAUGAGGAAACCAUGCGUGAACAUGCAAGAGCCAAACGUUUUCCUCACAGCAGUAUGUGGUCCACAGUGCUAACUCUAUGUGAUGCUAAAAUAUAUGUCAUUUAUAAUAUAUAUGAAACAGCAUUUCGGCCUUAACACCACUAAACACUAUAAAGUAAUGCUUCAUAAUGCAUUCAUAAGCAACAUGCAAGUAUACUUUAACAACCCUAACCUACUUUAACAGCGUUAAUAUACAUUAACAGACAUUAUAUGAUAACAAACAUUUUAAUCAUAUAAGAAAAAUCAUAAUCUCAUAAUCAUGUAAUGUUUGUUAAUGUUUGUUCUACAAAGGCAUUAUGAAGGUGCAGUUUAUGUAAAGCUUUAACCAAUACAACCACAUGAUAAUUCUAUCAAUAAAUAAUCAGCAAUGAAUAAUUAGUUAACCACAGAAGUACUCAAGACUGAGUGGUAAAAUACAUAAGCCGUGCGUUUCGAACAAAUAAAUUCUGGGCGCUGUAGUUCAUGUCGUUUGUGAUUAAAAGGACCACGCUGGAAUCUGCAGAAGUGCAUUCUUUCCGGAAGUUUUUAUUGGAAGCAGAAACAGCGAUGCUGCAGUCCCCCACCUCUAUCCCCAAUAAGAACAAUCAUAAUAAUAAAAAAAAUUAUAAACA
Molecule: messenger RNA, 5983 nt
Organism: Paramormyrops kingsleyae
Lineage: Eukaryota; Metazoa; Chordata; Actinopteri; Osteoglossiformes; Mormyridae
Product: unconventional myosin-Vb
Biological process (GO): actin filament organization
Cellular component (GO): myosin complex; actin cytoskeleton; membrane
Molecular function (GO): actin filament binding; microfilament motor activity; ATP binding
Source: RefSeq, a predicted model, not a curated record